Messenger RNA from Hypanus sabinus (Atlantic stingray), 9096 nucleotides. Its product is annotated as membrane primary amine oxidase-like. Gene Ontology annotation, cellular component: plasma membrane. The record is from RefSeq and is a predicted model, not a curated record. Gene Ontology annotation, molecular function: copper ion binding; quinone binding; primary methylamine oxidase activity. The transcript is spliced from 4 exons. Lineage: Eukaryota; Metazoa; Chordata; Chondrichthyes; Myliobatiformes; Dasyatidae. Gene Ontology annotation, biological process: amine metabolic process. The coding region runs from base 75 to 2339 and encodes 754 amino acids.
UUGCUUCCAGAGUCAGCGAGAAAACAUCCCGCACAUUACCAUACCUGGCGGCCGCUUUCGGUGUUGGGCUCACCAUGAAUUUGAAAGUUUUGUUCGCCGUCUUGGCGGUCGCUUUGGUAGCGAUCAUUGCUCUGAACUGGAUCCUGCUGGUGGGGAUUUCCAAGACGAAAGGUUGUGAGAAACACAGCUCCCACGCUGAUUUCGGCAAUAUGAUGGAGCAGCGCCGCCAGAAAAAUAUUUUUGCCGAUCUCUUGCGCGAAGAGCUGAUGCAGGUCGUGGAAUACCUGAAGAAGCACUUGGGCGUGAUCCUGGUGAAUCGCACCCAGGCGCUGCCCUCCGAUAACUUCAUCUUCUCGAUCGAAUUACAGCUUCCCCGCAAAGAGGAUGUCUUGAUGUUUUUAGACCAGGGAGGGGAUCCACCGGAGAGGGAAGCCAGAGCUGUGGUGUUUAGGGGGGCAGACAUUAAGCCCAGUAUAAAGGAAUACAUAGUGGGACCUCUCCCCAACCCAAACUACCAUCUGGAUGUCACUUCUAAAUAUUACAACAGCCUUCUCUUCAAUUCAAGGCCACUAGCUUUUCUAGGUUAUAAUCAGUUGAAGUUAGCGAUAAACCUGGAGAACGUUUCUGAAAUUUUCAGGGAAAGUUACGGUUUGGACUGGAAGUCUGCGACACCUUUCGAUUCAUCCCCUCGCGGGUUUGCAUCUGGCGAGAGAGAAACUUGGUUCCCGUACAUGAAAAAUACGAGUGGGGCCUUCCUGCACCCCCUGGGGUUUGAGCUGUUGGUGGACCACAGCAGCGUCAAUAUCUCGGAGUGGAACGUGAAGAAAGUCUUUUACAACGGCCAGUACUUUGACAGCAUCGAUGAGCUUGUGAAGCAGUACAACAGGGGAUCUGUGCAGAAGAUUGACAUCAAAGGAAAAGCUUCCAAUCCAAACUAUGCCUCAUUGAAACCCCGUAAGAAGUUUGAAUUUUUCGGCCCUCUUCAAUACGAGCCCCAGGGACAACGAUACUACAUUUUACAUAAUCACAUUAGGUACUUUGAUUGGGAUUUUGCAUUCCGGCACAGCUCCGCUCUAGGUUUACAACUGUUUGAUAUUCGAUUCAAGAAGGAACGACUAGCUUAUGAACUGAGUAUCCAGGAAUUGGCUGUCACAUAUGGAGGGGAGACACCAGCUUUAAUGAGGACCAAGUUCUUGGACAGUCAUUAUGGAAUUGGGGUGCUUUCCAAUGAGCUGGUGAAGGGCGUGGAUUGUCCCUAUACCGCGACAUUUGUUGAUACGUUACACUUCAUGGACAGCGACGAACCGGUGUGGUUAAGGAACUCCAUUUGUAUUUUUGAACAAAAUCGGGAAGUUCCCCUCAGGCGCCACUUCGAGAGUUGGGUGACUGUCUCCUCUUAUGGGGGGUUGCUCGACAACGUGCUGAUUAUAAGAUCAGUAUCAACCGUGGGAAACUAUGAUUAUGUGUUUGACUUCGUGUUCCACAACAAUGGGGUGAUUGAAACCAAAGUGCACUCCACUGGGUAUGCCCUAACGUCGUAUACUUCGGGAGAAGCAACUAAAUACGGCGCCAAACUUGAAGAUAACGUUUUGGGCAAUAUUCAUACUCACUUCGUACACUUCAAGGCUGACUUGGAUAUCGGGGGUACAUCUAACUCUUUUGAAACAAAUGAUGUAGAAUAUCAACUCAAAUCAGUCCCAUGGAACACUGACAAGAUGGUAUAUGUACCCACUAUGAAAAAGAAGAUUUUAGAGACAGAGAAUGAAGCAGCCUUCAGAUCUGGAACAAUGCUACCUCAAUACCUGAAUUUUGUAAAUUUGGCACAUAAAAAUAAGUGGGGCCAUUCUCGAGGUUACAGGAUUCAAGUGGUAAGCCGCAACCCUAAGAAUGUGCCAGAAGAAAGUCUAGAUGAAAAAGGCAUCUCCUGGCAAAGAUACCAGUUGGCUGUGACAAAACACAAAGAUAACGAGCAAAGGAGCAGCAGCAAUUAUAAUCAGAAUAACAUGUGGAAGCCUCCUGUUUACUUUGAUGAUUUUAUUAAUGGUGAAAGCAUUCAGAAUGAGGAUCUUGUAGCUUGGAUAACAGCUGGAUUUCUCCACAUCCCCCAUGCAGAAGAUAUUCCCAACACUGCCACAUCUGGAAAUGCGAUUGGCUUCUUUCUGAGACCUGUCAAUUAUUUUAACAAUGACCCUUCAGUUUACUCUUCAGAUGCAGUUUACAUCAACCCUGCUGAAAAAACAGACGGAUGUGAGGAUAAUCCAAUGGCAUGUUUGUCAACAGAUGCAAACUGUAAACCAAGCCUCCCAGAUUUUACCUAUGGGGAAGGCUUUCAACAUUAGCUGUUUAUACUAUAGAUUAUAUAACUUCAUUAUAGUGAGUAGCUACCUGAUACUAACCACCACUUUUAAUUAUAGGCUCUGUGGACUAUAUGGAUUGAUUUCAUAUUUCAGUUGUCAUUUAGUUUUAAAGGAGUGAUUAAUCAGAACACGACAUUGUCAAAUGACAAUAAAUAGAAGGGCAGAUUUUACAAACUCCUGCUCUCAAGGCAGGUGCACACCAAGUAGAGAUUCCCAGGAGCUCCAUAAGAUUUCUAUCUAUUAAAUUUUAUUUGCCAGGAAGUUCUCUUAGGCUGCAGUACAAGUGUAUUUUUUAAAACUCUACCCAAGGGUGUACUUUGGUUGAAAACACUUCAUGUUCUUUACUUCACCAGCUCACUGGGAUGUGUUCCAGUCUGAAAAAACUAUUUUUUUAAAUGAGUUUACUAAAAAUGUUUAUUUUCAUUAUAAGCAUUACAAACAGGGGUUAUUGAGGAAUGCUUCACAGAACUGUUUAUCAUUGGGUCUAAUAGUUUCCAACAGCAAAUUCUGAAUCUUUCUAAAAUCUUUCCUAAUAUUUUGAAGAUUAAAUUCCAUGAUUUCUUUUUUCAUUUUUCUCUUCUUAAUAGUGAGUUACAGCAAGUUUCACUAUAGGAAGCUGAACCACUGUGCAGCUCCUUUUCUAUUUAUAACAUGUGUUCCACUGCUGUACAUAGAUUUUAUACGUAAGAAAUAUCUCCUGAAAUUUUUAUGUGAAAAAAGAAAUAUGCCCGCAGUCCUUAAAUCAGGUUUUCUGACCUUCCUUAUGUCAUGGACCCUUACCAUUAACUGAGACAUCUGUGGCCCCCAGGUUGGGAACCCCUGCCUGAAAUAAAGAUCAUGGAGUUAUUGACCUUGUAUUUACGGCUCAUAGAUCCCUCAGCCUGUGAGUGCAAUGUUGCCACAAAUAGUGAAGGGCAGGACAACCUGUAAUAUAAAGGCAAGUACACACAGUGGAGCCUCCUGUAACUAAUAAAUAGGUCACUGAGUGUACAUUCAUGGUCUUCUGCUGCUGUAGCCCAUCUACUUUGACACUUCGAUGCUUUCUGCACACCACUGUUGUAAAGUGUGUUUAUUUGAGUUACUAACACUUUCCUAUCAGCUUAAACCAAACUGGGCAUUCUCUUCUGAUCUCGCUCAUUAACUGCCACUCACUGAAUUUUUUUUUUGUUUUUCACACCAUUUUCUGUACAGGAAAUCAGCAGUUUCUGAGGUACUCAAACCACCUCGUCUGGCAGCAACAAUCAUUCCACGGUCAAAGUCACUUAGAUCACAUUUCUUCCCCAUUCUGAUGUUCGGUCUGAGCAACAAAUGAACCUCUUGACCAUGUCUAUGUGCUUCUAUACAUUGAGUUGCUGCCAGAUGAUUGUCAGAUUAGAUAUGUGCAUUAACAAGCAGGUAUACAGGUGUACCUCAUAAAGUGGACAAUGAGUGUAGUUGGAGGAUAGAACUAUUAACAUCCUCACACUGCCAUUUUCUAUGAUAGCCAUAUCUCAGCUACACUUUGUCUUCAUUUUCUGUACUGCUGUGGAGAGAACUUUUUAGUAUCACUGGCCUACUUCCCUAAUGCCAUUUGCAGGCUGUGCCUUCUAACAAGAUCCUGCCACCUGCAAAACAUGUGGUUUCGGUUUAAUGGUCUUCAAACGGAAGAAACCAAAGUAACAAUUUCUUAAAGAAAUGUAGUCUAUAUUUUACAAUUCUUUUGUGACUUCUGAUAUGGCAUAUCUAAAUGAGACACCUACUUGGCUCACCAAAAUUCUCUGAAUUCCAUAUUCUUGGCAAUCAUUCCCACUCUGGGUUUAACGUUUCUCAGACAGUUUUUAUAGCUUCAGUUCAAAAUAUAUUUUUAUGCUUUACACAGUGAACAUGCCAACAUGAAAAGCACUUCAAGAAAGUAUAGCUAUUUGUCAAUAUAAUCAGGGUGAAAAAUAAAUGUAAUCCUCAGGAUAUAUGUGUUUUGCAAAUAUUGGAUGAGCAUGGUAUAUGCCAAUGUAUCGUUAACUCCGCUUCAAAUAAAGCAGUUAUGGUCCUCAGCCUCUGAAUUCAUGUGAUACCAGAGGUCAGGGUGCUCCCAAAUGUGAUGGUGAUCCCUCAUGCAGACUGGUAUGUUUUUGUUAUCUGUAAUGUUAUAGCAACAGAGAAGUUAACCACAACAAUAUUAACUGUGUAUUAAAAGUCCCUGACAAUUUGCAAGAACAAGGUUUACUUUUGGAAGUGUGCUUACACCGGCUGGCACUAUAAAAAUACAAAUUAUUUACUAGAGCAAAGAUAAUCCAUGUAAAAAUUGGUUUGAUUUCCAUUGCUGCAAUAAUAUGAAACACUCAUUGUCUACCUGCAAUGAGUCAUGGUCCUUUCCACAGAACAAAUUACAGAGAUUUUCUUUGUUAUACUAAUAGAUUUUUGAAACACAGCUUAAGGGAACAGUAAUCCUAUCUUUGUCCAAACAUGACUGUUGAUUUUUUUGAUAGCCUGUUGAUUACCCUGAACAAUAUAGACAGUAAAAUAGAAACAGAAGUAGAUUGUCUCUUUUGUUACCUGUGCAAAAAAAGAAGCCCUGUUUCUUUUCUGCAUGUGGAAAUGGCUUCUUGACUAUCUGGGAUGGUAUGAAAUGGAAAGUCUGAGCAAGGGCAUGUUGUUUCUUCCUGGGGAUAUCAUAUUCAAGGCAUCCUGACCAUAAGUCAUAUAUUGCCUGAUUAGGCAGUGUUUUUGAAGUCUGACAUAGCUGUUGUCAUGGUCACCAUCACUGGUCAUAAAUGAUGCUAUCUUGCAUUGCGAUAUGACAUAUUUUCUACUCAAGUGGUUUCUAAUCUAAUGUACAAUGUACAGAAAAAGUCUUCUCAGCAGAAUAUUGAAUCUAUUAUGAACUAUCUAAUAAAAAUAAAAUGGGGUCUUGGGAACUAUUAUUAAUAUUAAAAACUGCACCAUUGUGUUAAUUAAUAUCACCAUAGCAAUAGCCCAGUGCAGCAAGAUCACAUGAUCACCACACAUGACCCCAUCAUUAUACAAGAACCAAAGUGAAAAUAGUGAAAACAAUUCAUAAACUCACCUUUUUUAAAAACAGAUUUCUAUUCUUCAGCUACUAUGAGGUGAACACAUUAUAUCUACCUUUGGAUCUGCACAAUUACUAAUGCUUUGGAGCUUAGACAUAAUAUGUCAAAAGCCACAGCAUUAAAGGAUGCAUUUGCAUAAAUUUUUAACUAGCAAUCCAGAGACUGGGUCCAUUAAUGAGUUGAAACCCAUUAUAGCAGCUGGGAAGCUUGAACUGAAUUAAUUAAAUAAAAAUGAGAAUCUGAUGACUGAAGGUAUCAGAUAAUGUAAAAUAACCCAUUUAGUUCACUAAUGUUUUUUGGGGAAGGAAAUCUCUCCUUACUCUUUCCAGACUACUGUAUAUGUGACUCAGGAACAGCUUUAAGUUUAUCUUCUAUCAAGGAACAAUGAAACCCUCCGCACUCAAUAUUGAAUAAUUUCAGAUAGCCUGCUCUUCCAGUUUGUGUCAGAACUGAACAGCUCUGACGUAAGGUUAUCCACUACACAUAUCUCAGGACUUUUCUCCCCACAGCUGCUGUCUGAUCUGCUGGACAGCUCCAGCAUUCCCUUUUGGUUCAGGUUUCCAACAACCUCCCAGUACUGACUCCCAUAGCUCCAACAUGACUUUUUUUCUUUAACCACCUUUAUUUAUCUUGUAACUGAAUGGCUCUGAAAAGUAUUUUCUAAACGGGUAGAAAAUUAAAUAAUCUGAGGUGCAAAGGGACUUAGGAGUCCUUGUGCAGGACUCCCUAAAUGUUAAUUUGCAGGUUGAGUUGAUGGUGAAGAAGGCAAAUGCAAACUUAACAUUAACUGUGAGAGGACUAGAAUAUAAAAGCAAGGAUGUAAUGUUGAGGCUUUAUAAGGCAAUGGUGAGGCCUCACUUGGAGUAUUGUGAGCAGUUUUGGGCUCUUUAUUUAUAAAAGGAUAUGCUGGCAUUGGAAAGAGUUCAGAGGAGGUUCACAAGAAUGAUUCUGAGAAUGAAAGGGUUAUUGUAUGAGGAGUGUUUGAUGGUUCUGGACCUGUACUCAUUGGAAUUUAGAAGAAUUGGGGUGAGCGGGAAUCUCCUUGAAACUUAUUGAUUGUUGAAAGGCAGCAGAUAGAGUGGAUGUGGAGAGGAUGUAACCUGUGGCGGGGGGAGUCUAGGACCAGAGGGCACAGCCUCAGAGUAGAGGGACAUCCAUUUAGAAUGGAGAUAAGGAGGAAUAUCUUUAACCAGAUGUGGCUGAGGAGACCAGGUCAUUGGGUAUACUUGAGGUAGAGGUUGAUAGGUUCCUGAUUAGUAAGGAAGUCAAAGGUUAUGGGGAAAACACAGGAGAAUUGGGUUGAGAGGGAAAAUGGAUCAGCCAUGAUGAAAUGCUAGAGCAGACUCAAUGGGCUGCAUGGCCUAAUUCUGCUGCUAUCUCUUAUGGCCUUAUCACUGAGUUGCUACUUGAGCACCAUUUCAUUUGUUGUUAAAGCAGCAAUAAUUCUCUUUAGAAGGUGGCACUGUAAUGUAACUUCACUGUAAUUCUCCUGUUGGCAAUGAACAUUACAGAGUGAAUGAAGAAUGAGUCUUGGUCAGACAUCAGAAGAUUGUCUGACACCAGGGCUAUUAAGUACAAUUUAAAAUAAAGUGAGCAAAGCAAUCGCUUGAAGGCUGAGCACAAAAUUGCUCUCUGCCAGUUUAAUACCAACAAUCUAUUUUAAAUGUAAUUGUAGCUCAGAUAAAAGGGAGUGAUUUGAUGUCACAAGGCUAAGCUGUCACACUGUAUGAUUUCCAGGUCUUAUACCCAGCAAUCAGAAUAAUCGCAUUUAGUUCCUUGCAAUCAGCUUUUAUAACUCUUCUUAUAAAUGAAAUAAAAGCUAACUUUAAUAUAUAAUCAUCACAUGAAAAGGGAAUAAAAUAAUGCAGUUUAAAGCUAUCAAUAACAACAUAUAAACUGAAAAUAAAUAUGUAUUCAAUAAUUACAUUGUAGUUCUCAUUAAGUAAAUUUGUACCUAUUCAUUAUGUGCAAAUUUACUUUUGUUGAAGUAUAUAAGAAUACUUUCUUUUGAAGUUUAUUCUAAUAUACUUCAACAAAUUAUCUAAUGUAUAGGUUAUCAUUAUCUCCAACUCUGGAGCAACUAGCAUGCUGCAGACCAUGGGAAAAGCAAUGAGUUUCAAGGUUAAAGCCAAAAGCUUUUAGGUAUUGUCCUUGCUCCUUGUUAAUGCUCAUAGCAACACUAAGUUGAACAGGGAACUUAAAUUAAAUGGUAGAUCAGAUGGGAUAAUUGGAGGGAUGAAGACAUUUUCCCAGUCAUUAUUGUUGCUUCAGUUACAUGUGGCAGUAAUUUCUAAACGAAUAAUAUUGUGCCAUUGCUUGGUAUUGGUGUGUUCAAAUUCCAGAGUAUUAUGACUAGAACAACUUUUUUUAGUUCAAGAUUAUGUGACUGCACAGCAGGUGGUGACUGAGAGCUGAAAAAAUUCAACAGGAAAUGUACAUCCUCAUCAAUGUCUGUCACACUGUAACUAGAUUUGUGUUGUACAGGUUCUUUGAGAUGUUUUGAAAAAUGGAUAAUUCAUGGACUGCACUGCAUCAUUUGUUGGUGCUAAAAUUGCUCUUUCAUACUACCAUUGGUAAUUCAAAUAGUGUUGAGAGACAUUUGGGAAUACAACUUGAAUGAAUUUGUGAUGAUGUAACAAUUCAGCUCAAUGCUUUCAUUCCUGUUGAGUCUUUGGUCUUAAUUUCCCCAUUUCCUAAUUUGAGUAAAUUCAAAGCAAGCUCUCACAAAUAGAUUGUCUGUUAAGUGCAAUUAUAUAUUGGUUUUCAAGUGUAAUCAUUUAACAUUUUUCCAAAAAUGUGAUGCUUCGAAACAGGCUUUCAAUUUAUUGGCUUUUGUACUUUGUGAAAUUACUAGUAGCAUUUGACAAAAGUCUCCAGCAAGCACUAAAGCACUAAAAAUCCUCCCAUUAAUUUAUUAUUGCAUUUAAGGUUUUAUAACAUUAGAUCUAAUGCUUCAGUGACUGCUUUGUGAGCCAUUGUACAUUAUCCUGGAAAUAAGCUUACAAUCACUUAGAAACUUUUUCUUUUACAGUUCCUUGAACUUUGCUGCAUUUUGGAGUCUUCAUUUUUGUAAAAUUUAAAGGGAGUUGAAAAGCCAAAAGGGCAGUCUUCCCGUUUGUCAAAUGAGUUGAAUCAUGUUUUGUUUUCAAAUUUAAGCCAAAAAAAGAGUUCUACACUUCCACCAGAUGCAUCCAAAAAUAUGUUCACUGUAAACAGUCUCUGUAAUAGUAUCUACACCAUUUCUUUUGUAUCUCAAUAAACUGGGUUACCUUCUUUCAAAUACAUUUUUCUGACUGAUUUAAAUCAUAGCUAGUUUCCCACAGAAACAGUGCACAAACUUUCCGUUUCUCUGUGAUUUAGGAAGACCAAAAUUACUUAGGUCAGAGCACCCUAAAUAUUUAGUACCUCAAAAAUAGAUCUGCAAAAAGAUCAAAUCAAUCUUCAAUGAGGGAAAAUAAAAAUCAGUCCCCCUUUGGACUGUGGAGGGCCUCCUGUGCUUAGAGUUUUAGUAACACAAAGAGAGCUAAACCAUACUCAUAUUCAAGCUUUCAGAUUUUUAGCUUGUUUUAGCACUGAUAUAUGUGUGGAUGUAGUAUUUUGUUACAUAUCUUUUGAAAAACUUAUAUAUACAAUAUAACUACUGGUGUCUGUGUAAUCUUUCUGUUCUCAAUAAAAGAUAUAAUCAAUGAUGA